Messenger RNA from Plasmodium malariae, 1518 nucleotides. RefSeq names its product inner membrane complex suture component, putative (gene ISC1). Bases 1 to 1518 code for a protein of 505 amino acids. Lineage: Eukaryota; Apicomplexa; Aconoidasida; Haemosporida; Plasmodiidae. The transcript has a single exon. The record is from RefSeq and is a predicted model, not a curated record.
AUGAAUGACUUCAACAGUUCAAAAAUAAAUUCUGCUGAAAAACGAAUUAACAAAAAAUUGUCAAAAGAUACAGAUAUAAUGAAAGAGGGCAUUCAUUAUAUUCCUAAAAAAGGCCGUUCAUCGAUUAUGAAUAACUUAAUAAAUGAAGUAGCUUAUGAUGGUAGUUACAAUGACAUAAGCAUAUUGAAUGAACCUAAAAACAUAACUAGAAACGUUGAUAUCGAAAAUGUAACAAGUGCAGCAAGUGUGGCAAAAGUAACAAAUGGAAUACAUAUCGAGAACACAGGAAGGUCAAAAAAUUAUGAUCAUAUUUUUUUGAACAAUUUGUCUGAUAACAAUUUUGUAUAUAUCCCUGAUAGAAAUAUCCGCGAUCACAAUCAGAGAAAUUCUCUCAGUACAUUCAACACGGUAAAUACGAUAAAUACAAUUAACCCGAACAAUACGAUAAAUCCGUGCAUUCUUGACGAAACAGUAAAUGACUAUAAUGCACACACCACUAUUCACAAUGGAAGUAGUUGCCCUUUGAGGAAUAGGAGGGGCUAUACAGAAAAUGUAUACAAUUAUAACCAUGCAGAUAUGGAAGCACUUUCAAAUAAUCAUGAAAAUGUAAACAGAGCACCAUUUUAUUACACCUCAGGAAAUAAUAGACAACUAUAUUCCGCAGAAAAUACAUUAUCACCAUUAUAUUCAAGGUGUUCAAACAUAGAAGAAGGGAAUUAUCCUUAUCAAUUUCCCUAUGAUUUAUAUCCUCCUUCCAAAAGUGAUACAUAUUUACGUACCACAACUCCCUAUUUCCCAUCUGAUAAUAAUGAUAUGAAUUCCUUAUGUAGUAGUCCUUCAUUUUCAGGCUAUUCAAAUGAAUAUCCUUUUAUAAAUAAUGAUAAUUUUAGAACUAUACCCCCACAUCUUUACUAUAUGAUGAAGGAUGCAAGGGAUGAUUCAUUUUUGAAAAAAGGAAUACAUUGUGCAUUGAAUGCAUGUAACUUUAAUAAGAAAGAAUCGUUUAACCCAAAAUAUGAAUAUAUACUUAAUGGACCAAAUUUCAAAUAUAUAUCAAAUCAUCAAAAUGGGAAAAAAUUUGAUAUAUUCAAAAGAAUCACUUUAACAGUAGGAACAUAUCUUGAUGAUAUUGUAAAUAUAAUGAUAGCUAUGUUGGAAUCAUCAUACAAAUCAAUAAGAAGACACAACGACACAAAUAUGUAUGAUUUGCAUCCUUUUUACAAUCCAGAUCCUCAUUACUCAAGAGGAGAAAGACCAACGUUAAAAACAGGAAGUAAUUUAUUUGAUAAAAUAAAUUCUGCUUUAGAUAGUACUACCUUAGAAAAACAUAGAAACCUGCCAAGAAAUUUUGGUAGAAUUCCAAUUCCAAAAACACAAAAAACAGGUAGUAAAGUAAUCGAUGGAAUAAAUAAGAUGCUAGACAAUUUAUUUAUUGAACCAUUGUCUUACAGGAAUUAUAACUACUAUAGUGAAAAGUGUAACAGUAUAAACCAAGGCAAACAAAAGGUAAUUCUCUAA